Durio zibethinus is the source of this 1239-nucleotide messenger RNA. It is a transcript of the gene TIL, whose product is annotated as temperature-induced lipocalin. Gene Ontology annotation, cellular component: cytoplasm. NCBI's taxonomy places the organism in Eukaryota, Viridiplantae, Streptophyta, Magnoliopsida, Malvales, Malvaceae. Gene Ontology annotation, biological process: lipid metabolic process; response to reactive oxygen species. The record is from RefSeq and is a predicted model, not a curated record.
ACCAAAAAUUUUCCCCUAUAGUACCGUAUCAAGAUUCAGCAAAAAGCGGAUUACAACUCUCUUAACGACCGGGGUCUCUCCUCCUGCGAUCUAAACAAAAACCCAAAACAUUGUCCCAGAAAACAAUGGAAGUGGUUAAGAAUUUAGAUAUCAACAGAUACAUGGGAAGGUGGUACGAGAUAGCUUCAUUCCCAUCAAGGUUUCAACCUAGGAAUGGGGAGAACACAAGGGCUACCUAUACUUUGAACGAAGAUGGAACUGUGCAUGUGCUUAAUGAGACAUUUACUGAUGGCAAAAGAGGGUUUAUAGAAGGCACUGCCUACAAGGCUGAUCCCAAGAGUGAUGAGGCGAAGCUGAAAGUGAAAUUCUAUGUUCCUCCUUUCUUGCCCAUCAUUCCUGUUGUUGGGGAUUACUGGGUUUUGUACAUUGAUGAUGAUUAUCAGUAUGCUCUCAUUGGUCAGCCUAGCAGGAAGUAUCUUUGGAUAUUAUGCAGGCAGACGCAUAUGGAUGAUGAAAUCUACAAUCAGCUGGUGCAGAAGGCCAAAGAUGAGGGCUAUGAUGUGAGCAAACUGCACAAGACCCCACAAAGCGAUCCCCCACCAGAAGGAGUGGACACCCCCAACGACACCAAAGGCAUUUGGUGGAUCAAAUCAAUUUUUGGAAAGUAGGAAUCUGAAUGACUAUCCAUUCAUGGUUUAGUAGAAACAUACAAAUAAGUCUUGAUGCGUCAAAAUCCAGUUCGUGGAUUAGGGUUAGCGGUCGAAAGUCAAUUCCCAUAUUUUUCUUUGAUUUGUAAAAGAAAUUGCUGUAUGGAUGUAAGUUUUUGUCUCCAUUAUGGUUUGAACCAUGAAUUGAUGAUCGAGCUGUAUGCAAAUUUGCUUUGGUGUGUAUGUUGAUGAUGCCUGUUGGUUGUACAAUUAUUUGGUUCUUGGAAUCCAGUGAUGAAUACUAUAUAACACCUGUCGAAAAUCGGGUCCAUCUUGAAUCUCGUCCCUUCUCUCUAAUGUGAUAGCAUGGUUAUCUAUACGCUAUCAUCAUGUAUGCAAUCUAGAAUCCCAGGAAACCAGCUUUAGAUUUAUGAAAGGCAAAAUUUCUAGUAAAAAGGAAAUCAUAUGCUUAUCCAGUCAAAAUGAUCUACUUGCAAAGAUGUUUAUCGAGCCAAAAGUUAAUUAAUUCCCUUAUAAAAGGCAGCUCAUCAAGUCCAUUCAGAAUAUUUAUGAUCCAACGAAAUGUUUUGGA